UCAACAUUCAAACCCAACUUCGCCACCUUAUUAUAUAUCACAGUCUUCUACAAUAUUUCUCAUAAUUCCCUAAAGCAAAAUCAUCCACCCUGAUCAUCUCAGUACUCACUCUGACUGAUAUAUAUUUCCACCCAAGAAUUUUGAUUCUUCCUUAAUCUCCUCGUUCCUGCUAGGUGUAGAGAAAUUAUGGGGUCCUUGGAAAGAUCAAAGAAAAAGGUUCAACUAUGGAAGAAAGCAGUUGUCCAUUUCUCUCUGUGCUUUGUAAUGGGGUUCUUCACCGGCUUCACUCCAACCGGAAAAGCAUCAUUUUUUUCAGACCGUGUUGCUGCAUCGAACAUAUCAGAAUCUACAACGCCACAGCCUGUUGAAGUGCUGCACCCAAACCCUAUUAAUAGAAGUUUGAUAGCUGAAGCUCCUGCGACCAAUAUUCCCAUGAGCCGGUCGGCUAAGGAGUUUGAACGCACAGAAGUGUCUUCGGAGAAAGAAGCAGCAAAAGAACCCAAGUUGACGACGAGAGGACUCGUGAUUAUUGUCACUCCAACCAGCACAAAAGAUCAGUUUCGAGGUGUUCUUUUAAGAAGGCUGGCUAACACUAUAAGGCUGGUUCCUCCGCCAUUGCUGUGGAUUGUGGUCGAAGCGCAGACGGAUUCAGACGAAGUGUCGGAAAUACUAAGAAAAACGGGCAUUAUGUAUAGGCAUUUGGUUUUCAGGGAGAAUUUCACGGACACUGAAGCUGAAAUGGAUCACCAGAGAAACCUGGCGCUGAAGCACAUCGACCACCAUAAGCUCAGUGGGAUCGUACAUUUUGCGGGGCUUUCCAAUGUUUAUGAUCUUGACUUCUUCCAACAACUAAGAGAAAUCGAGGUGUUUGGGACAUGGCCGAUAGCUUUGCUCUCAGCAAACAAGAAGAAAGUGAAAAUAGAAGGACCAGUAUGCGAUUCUUCACAGGUAAUAGGAUGGCAUCUAAGGCAAAUGAACAAUGAAUCUGAGAAGACAAGACCCUCUAUUAAUAUUCAUAUCUCCAGUUUUGGCUUCAACAGCUCCAUUCUCUGGGACCCCGAGAGGUGGGGUCGCCCUUCUGCUCUUCAAAAAUACUCCCAGAAUUCAAUGAGAUUCGUAAAACAAGUGGUUCUUGAAGACGAGACCAAAUUAAAAGGAAUCCCACCAGAGGACUGCUCUCGAAUCAUACUUUGGAGCCUUCAAUUUUUCAGUGGGGCAGCAACAAUUGAUCAUGAUCUUCAAACAGUCGCAUCGGAUGGAGCUCGGAAGUAAUUAAUUAUAAUAAAGGAAAAGAAAAAAGUGAGAUUAAUUAGGAGGAGUGGAUCGAGCAGUAUUUUCCGAUUAUAUAUGUGAGUACGUACGUAGCUAGCUAGCUGCCAAAAAAUGUAUACAUAUUUCCUCCAUGAAUAUUCAUGUAUUUUUGUUAUAGUUUAUAAAAAAGAUCAAAACCUCAUUCUUUGAUUCU
This is a messenger RNA of Juglans regia (Persian walnut), 1465 nucleotides long. RefSeq names its product beta-1,4-xylosyltransferase IRX9. Gene Ontology annotation, biological process: glucuronoxylan biosynthetic process; plant-type secondary cell wall biogenesis. Gene Ontology annotation, molecular function: xylosyltransferase activity; galactosylgalactosylxylosylprotein 3-beta-glucuronosyltransferase activity. Gene Ontology annotation, cellular component: Golgi membrane. The coding region runs from base 187 to 1272 and encodes 361 amino acids. The transcript is spliced from 3 exons. Lineage: Eukaryota; Viridiplantae; Streptophyta; Magnoliopsida; Fagales; Juglandaceae. The record is from RefSeq and is a predicted model, not a curated record.